AUGAUUGAAGCUCUUCUUUUUGGAAUUGUUCUUGGAAUGAUCCCGGUUACUCUUUCUGGGCUUUUUGUAACAGCCUACCUUCAGUACCGUCGUGGAGAUCAAUUAAAUCUUUAG
Messenger RNA from Micromonas commoda, 114 nucleotides. NCBI's taxonomy places the organism in Eukaryota, Viridiplantae, Chlorophyta, Mamiellophyceae, Mamiellales, Mamiellaceae. The record is from the annotation of a RefSeq genome assembly.